AUGGCUCCAACAACAAUCCUGUCGCGGCGCAAUGAGAGCGGCACUGUGGGUACGGGAGACGGCGACUGGCGAGCCUUUGCCUCGGAUGAGGACUUCAUUCUGGAGGGCUGGUCGGAGGGAUUCAUGGUCGGUGCGCUCGUCAUCAUGGCAUGCAUCACCGUCGCAAAUAUGAGAAGGGGGGUUCUUUUGCACAAGUUGAUUCUAGUCGAGCAACUUGCAGCCCUCUCACAUGGAACAUUCUGCUUCAUGGGAUUCAGAGGCUACGGUUGGUAUCUGUCCUCGACCGCCACUCUCUUGUACAUCUCCUGGAUCGUCCACAACAUCGUCGCCUGGAUGAAAAUCAAACCUUUCUUCAUGGAUUCCAGGAGCAUGUUCAAGCCCGAAACCGGCAAAUGGGUGCGGAGGAUAUACCUGGGGACAUUGGCCCUCACGGUGCCUUUCAUCUGUUGGCAGAUCUCGAACAAUUUUCGGUUCUUCAAUAACAUCAACGACUUUUAUGUCAAGGUGCGCCCUUACGAGCCCCUCAUGAGGGACCCGUGGUGGGUUUUUACCUGUCUCACCCUGUUUUAUGUGAUCAACUCCGUGUACGGGACGGGUGUCUUCGAACUUAUCAAGCGAUCCCCUCGAUUUGGAAUCCUACUAUGCGCCAUUUGUUUCUCCCUCAUCUUCACGGCGGUCGACAUUGCGGCAAGUAUUCACAAUUUCACCGGCAGUACUGACGGCAUCAACCCGUGGUGGAAAUUGAGUCUAGUAUUCAAGUGCCUCACCGAUACAAUCAUGCUCGACGAUUUCAAGACCGAACUGAAGCGCCUCGGCAUCCGACGCAUGCGCAAGGAAGAAUUGAGAAGGCAUAGCUUUGCCCUUGUCGGCGACCCCAACGACUACAAGGAAGGAGACGAUCAAAUGGAAUUCUCCGACGCUCUGCACACCAAUCCCCUCCAGUUCCAGACAACGCAAAACUUGGAUGACAGCCCAAGGAGCAGCCCUAUGGGACGCCUGCGGCAAGAUUCGAUCACCAAUUCACAGUCGAACGAGAAGGAAGCCAUUGGGAAAUCGGGCAAGAAGAUCUCCAAGCUCCCGAGCCUCAAGGACUUCUCCUUUGCUUCCGGGGGCCGCAAAAAGGUGCGAAUCCAAGAUCCCGAGAAGGAUGGUGAAGGAGGAGACUCGUCUCGUCCAGCUGCACCAGCUUUCGACCGUCUGGCGGAUAUGCGAAGAAGCCUGGGUGUGAUCGACUACCACAACCGAUGA
Molecule: messenger RNA, 1248 nt
Organism: Cladophialophora immunda
Lineage: Eukaryota; Fungi; Ascomycota; Eurotiomycetes; Chaetothyriales; Herpotrichiellaceae
Exons: 4
Coding region: 1-1248 (415 amino acids)
Source: RefSeq, a predicted model, not a curated record